Messenger RNA from Culex quinquefasciatus (southern house mosquito), 673 nucleotides. RefSeq lists its product as uncharacterized. The record is from RefSeq and is a predicted model, not a curated record. NCBI's taxonomy places the organism in Eukaryota, Metazoa, Arthropoda, Insecta, Diptera, Culicidae. Bases 149 to 541 code for a protein of 130 amino acids. The transcript is spliced from 3 exons.
CCUGCUGGACCAAUCAGCGUACAUGAUUAUUCGGUGUUAAAUUACGCCAAACUGACGCGCGCUGAAGGUCGGAACGACCACCGUAGAACCGGCAGGCCUGGCGCUCAACUCCACCAUCGAAUGCACGAGGUGCUGUUCCUCGGAGGUCAUGGCUUUCAAAUACGCCGGUGCAGAACCUGCUGGAAUGACCACCGUAGACUCGGCAAGCCUGGCGCUCAUUUCCGCCAUCGAACGCAAGUGGUGCUGUUCCUCGGAGGUCAUGGCUUUCAAAAACGCCGGUGCAGAACCUGCUGGAAUGACCACCCUAGAACCGGCAGGCCUGGCGCUCAACUCCACCAUCGAAUGCACGAGGUGCUGUUCUUCGGAGGUCAUGGCGUUCAAAUACGCCGGUGCAGAACCUGCUGGAAUGACCACCGUAGACUCGGCAAGCCUGGCGCUCAUCACCGCCAUCGAACGCAAGUGGUGCAGCUCCCCAGAGGUCAGGAGACAAACCUGGCGUUCACGCCGGUGCAGAACCUGCUGGACCAAUCAGCGUACAUGAUUAUUCGGUGUUAAAUUACGCCAAACUGACGCGCGCUGAAGGUCGGAACGACCACCGUAGAACCGGCAGGCCUGGCGCUCAACUCCACCAUCGAAUGCACGAGGUGCUGUUCCUCGGAGGUCAUGGCUUUCA